This is a messenger RNA of Sinocyclocheilus grahami, 2291 nucleotides long. RefSeq names its product endoplasmic reticulum mannosyl-oligosaccharide 1,2-alpha-mannosidase-like. The transcript is spliced from 15 exons. Lineage: Eukaryota; Metazoa; Chordata; Actinopteri; Cypriniformes; Cyprinidae. Gene Ontology annotation, cellular component: membrane; endoplasmic reticulum. Gene Ontology annotation, biological process: mannose trimming involved in glycoprotein ERAD pathway; carbohydrate metabolic process. Gene Ontology annotation, molecular function: mannosyl-oligosaccharide 1,2-alpha-mannosidase activity; calcium ion binding. The record is from RefSeq and is a predicted model, not a curated record. The coding region runs from base 309 to 2291 and encodes 660 amino acids.
CUAGUAACAGCGUUCAUGCUUAUUUUUCUACAGAUUGACAUAUUAUGAACAGACUGCAUAUCAGCCUAAAUGAGCGUUUUGUGGGAGGAACACUGGGUUUGUAGGAGAGCAGCGUGAUGGAGGAGAGAUAGAGAUCUGAUAGCCACUCCUGCUGUCACCUACACACUGAGUGUACACUAUCACUACUCGCACAGUGGAUGGGAUGCAUGGGCUGUGACCUCCUCCUCUUCAUGCAUAUAGAUCCUCCUCCUAACCAGCAGCAGCAAGUUGUGCAGAGAAAGUGUCUUUGAGUGGUGGCUGUGUUAGAGAUGUACUCGCCACAGAGAAAGGACUUUGUCUCUCUGACGCUGGGAGACCAACACAGCCGCAGCUACAGCAACGGCAAGCACCGUAGACAGUCCUGCUGGAGGAAAUGGAAGCAGCUCUCUCGGCUUCAGCGCAGCCUGAUUCUUUUCCUGAUGGCCUUCCUGUUCAUCUGCGGGAUUCUUUCCUAUCCCAGCCUGACAGAGCAGUGGAGAGGACUCUCUGAUAGAUUGUUGAAGGAGGACUGGGUUGAAAUGGAUAACAGAGGUCUCAGGCCCAUUCCUCCUGGCCUCGUCCCAAAUCUCCCACCAGGAGUUGUCCCGGGGGUCCAGGACAUCCCACCAGAAGUGAUGCCGGAAAUUCAAAGACCAAGCAUUCCAUUACUUCCCAAACCUCCAGCUAUGGUUUUUACAGCUCCUGCUGAAAAGAUCAGCUUAAACCUUAAACAAGAAUUGUGCUUUGUUUCUAAAUUCAAAAUAACUCCAGGACUCUCUGAUAGAUUGUUGAAGGAGGACUGGGUUGAAAUGGAUAACAGAGGUCUCAGGCCCAUUCCUCCUGGCCUCGUCCCAAAUCUCCCACCAGGAGUUGUCCCGGGGGUCCAGGACAUCCCACCAGAAGUGAUGCCGGAAAUUCAAAGACCAAGCAUUCCAUUACUUCCCAAACCUCCAGCUAUGAGGAAGCCCCCUAGCAAGCGUGGUCUUCCAGCCCUACAGAAGCGAGGGAAUGUGUCAGACUGGCAGGUGAAAGAUGAAGAAGCAGCCACGGUCAAGAGAGAUGAAGACGGAGGGAAAGAAGCAAAAGCAGUCAUUAGCUGGCGUGGGGCGAUGAUCGAGGCAGAGCAGGGGACGGAGCUUCAGUCCACUGCACAUGGAAAAGAAGGAACUGUGGCUGAUGCCGAGGAUUCUGCCAGCUUAAAACCAGUGAAGGCCGUGGAUCGUGUGGAAGCGGUGCGGGAGGCCUUCAGGCACGCAUGGAAUGGCUACAAGGCUUUUGCGUGGGGUCAUGAUGAACUGAAGCCCAUAUCUAAGACCCAUGGAGAGUGGUUUGGCUUGGGCCUCACUCUCAUAGAUGCACUGGACACCAUGUGGAUCUUGGGACUGAAAGACGAGUUUGCCGAGGCCAGGAAGUGGGUUGAGACAGAAUUGUUAUUUUCCAAGAAUGUAGACGUGAAUCUUUUUGAGAGUACCAUCCGUAUAUUGGGGGGUCUCUUGAGCACAUACCAUCUGACCGGAGACACUCUCUUCCUGGAUAAAGCUCAAGACAUUGGGUCCAGAUUAAUGCCUGCCUUCAAAACCCCAUCUAAAAUCCCCUACUCUGACGUGAACAUUGGUAAAGGAAGUGCUCACCCUCCACGCUGGACCACAGACAGCACAGUCGCAGAGGUGACCAGCAUUCAGCUGGAGUUCCGAGAGCUCAGCCGACUCACAAAGGACCCGCAGUACCAGAAUGCAGUGGAGGAGGUUACCAGACAGGUCCACCGACUGGAGGGAAAGCGUGAUGGUCUGGUGCCCAUGUUCAUCAACACAAACAGUGGGAAAUUCACACGUCGAGGGGCCUUGACGCUGGGGGCCCGUGCGGACAGCUACUACGAGUACCUGCUCAAACAGUGGCUGCAGGGUGGCAAGAAAGAAACUGAGCUGCUGGAGGACUAUCUUCAGGCUGUAGAAGGCGUCAGAAAGAAUCUCUUGAGACAGACUUCUCCUAGUAAACUGACCUUUGUUGGGGAGCUGUCCAACGGCCGUCUCAAUCCCAAAAUGGAUCAUUUGGUGUGUUUUCUUCCUGGCACGCUGGCUCUCGGUGCUCACAACGGCCUGCCCGCUGAUCACAUGGAGCUGGCUCUGCAGUUGAUGGAGACGUGUCAUCAGAUGUAUGCGCAGAUGGAGACGGGCCUGAGCCCAGAGAUCGCUCACUUUAACCUGCAGUCCAACAACGGACGGGACAUCGAUGUGAAGGUCAACCGCAGUCAGCCUCCGUGUUUUAUGGACUGA